Molecule: messenger RNA, 1284 nt
Organism: Penicillium longicatenatum
Lineage: Eukaryota; Fungi; Ascomycota; Eurotiomycetes; Eurotiales; Aspergillaceae
Exons: 1
Coding region: 1-1284 (427 amino acids)
Source: RefSeq, a predicted model, not a curated record
AUGUCCGACGAUCCUGCCAAACGAUAUGCUGAUAUCAUGGGGUAUAAACCUCAUGGACACUUCCUCUACAAGCCUCUAGACGCUAAUAGGAUACCCCUUGGGUCAGUCGGCUAUUUCCACAGGACUGGAGACUGGUGUGAACUUGUCAAUCUGAUGGAAAAAGGCAAUCCAGAAGCAAACGGGUACAAGCCGUUCCGUCACCCCCUGGAAGUGGAUAAAGUGCAGGAGUGUUACUGGGACAAGCAAUCUGGCGAAAGCGAGGUAGGACGGAGCUCCCGGGCCACUGCUGAAGCUUCUGGCGCGAUGGCUGCUGCCCCAAUCGAUGUGUCUGCCCAGAUGAAGCAUAAAACUUCGUCGACCGGCAGUGCAGCCCUCAUUACCGGCUCUGUGGUGCGUUACUACAAGCUAAAGGAUCCCUUCAAGUUUCAAAUAAUGGAUUGGGUGGACGAGAAUGCGGCAGAGUUUAUCAAGUCCCGGCGUCAACGUCACGAAAUCAGAGAUCGUGGGCUGUUCGUGAUUAUGGCUGUUUGGGUCACCGAUGAGUGUGCGGUCAAACUCACUACGGGUAAAAACAGCGAGGUUGAUUUGUCGCUGGACCUGGGAGCUACGGGAAUCGGUAAGAUAGGCGGCGGUAUUGGGGCUUUUGAUAAGCUCAAAAGAGAAGACUGGAGAACAUACACCCCAGAACAGGUAAUUGAAGACUGUUUCCCUCUCGCAACUCGCCAUCAAUAUUGGGACUCGAUUGUUAAUACCGUGCAGGCCGAAAAUGGCCACGUCGUCUCGUUUGCAGGCGUGGAAUACUCUCUCAAAUUUCUCGCGAAGAAACGAACCGUGGUAUGUGCCUUUUUCCUAUGGGAUGCUUGCUGUGGAAAUGAACUGACAGAAACAAUCCAGCCUGUCGAAAUCUCACAGAUGACAAUCAGUCUAAAGGCUCCCAAACCCAAUCUGGAGUACACAACUAUCAAUAAAGAUGGGACCUUGAUAGAGCAGACAGCUGGGGAAGAUAAGACGGCGGAGUCUGAAACCGACAGCGAGGAGGAGGAUGCGGGAGAAAGCGUGUGUAAAGUGAUUGGGAUAGAUGAUAGUGAUGAUGAGGCAGAGAAGGAAAAUGUGAAGCAGCAAGAAUCUGCCAAAAUAAGGCUGAUGGAGAAGCUUGUGCAAAUUCGGCAGAUUGAAAACGAGGAGCAGAAAAAAGAGGAGUUCAGUAAGUUCUUGAAGGAGGACCCACAGGCUGCGGCUGCCACUACCAUGCAGUACCAUGAGGUACAGACAUUUCUAGCAUGA